AUGCGCCUCUUUCUCAUCCCAAUCUCGACCCGGCGAGCAUUGAUCUACGCUCGACCACUGCGACGCGACGCCGCUAAGGAGCUAUCACUACUCGAUCGCACGACAAGCAAGGCGGCAGAAACAUGGGCGAAAUGGGAGGAAGCUGAGUCGGGCUGGAAGAAGCACCUUGUCACCUGGGGCAAUCGGGUUCAACAGCGCAUCCCCUUUGAAGAAUGGGGGCUCAAGAGCAUCCCAUCGCUCAAGGCACAACAGCGCAUAGAUGAGAAUCACGGCAGCAAGCAAAUUGACGUGCUCUUUCCCGGAAACUCGGUGCGCGUAGAGAACAUCCCGAACAUUCUACGCAAGAUCGCGACAGAGCGGCAGGAGUUUCAUCAGAAGAAAAUGUGGUGGAGCCUUGGCAUUGCUCCCUUUACAGCUCCAUUUGCGCUGAUUCCGGUGAUCCCAAAUAUUCCUUUCUUCUACCUGGCAUACCGAGGCUGGUCUCAUUGGCGCGCGUUGAAUGGCUCAAGACACCUCCAAUUCCUCGUGGAGAAGAAUCUCCUUAAUCCCACUUCCCUGCCCGAGCUAGAACAGCUAUACGCCAAGCGUGCAUCGCGUGUGCUGGAAGAUACCCCGAUCGAUACACCGUCAUCUGAGUUGGUCGAUGACAUCGAACAGAGCGAUGACCGCAUAUUGCUGAAGAUGUCCGACGCUAAGAAACUAGCCUCGAUCCUGGAUGCACCCGAACUGGCGCUGGAGGCUGAGCGGGCCAUUGUCCAGGUUACAGAGCAUCUUGAGACCCAGAAAAGGAAAGAGAAAGAGGCCCAGGCUGAGGAAAAGAAAAAGCCUUAA
Molecule: messenger RNA, 831 nt
Organism: Penicillium daleae
Lineage: Eukaryota; Fungi; Ascomycota; Eurotiomycetes; Eurotiales; Aspergillaceae
Product: mitochondrial K+-H+ exchange-related family protein
Exons: 3
Coding region: 1-831 (276 amino acids)
Biological process (GO): proton transmembrane transport; potassium ion transport
Cellular component (GO): mitochondrial inner membrane
Source: RefSeq, a predicted model, not a curated record